UGCCGAGUUGCCAUCUUACCUUCUCACUUUACCUCUUCAACCGCGUCGUGGGAUGGGAUGGGAAAGAUGACGAUAUCUCAGCAUGGCUCAUCUUCGUCGCAGCAAGGUCCUCCCCUCGUCUCGCAAGACGCUCAGGAGGUGCAUCGCUACGCCUCGCAAGCCCUUGACCUCAUAACCCGUUGGGUAGACAAAGGCGCGACCGACCCAGAUGAGCCCACGUCACGAUGGCCAGACAGCGCUUCGCUCCGCAAGUCACGGCGUAGCAAUGGUCACAAGGCCCGCUUCUCGCUCGGCGACGCAGGCGUCAGUCAAGACGAGACGGUCGCCUUUCUCUCCCAGACUUUGACGGACAGCGUCCACCCUUGGACACGCCGUUUCCUGGACAAGCUCUACGCCAAGCCCACGACCCUCGCCCCCGCAAUUGAGAUGAUCCUCGGCGCUCUCAAUCCCUCGACAGUCAUCUCAUCUGCGGCACCUGCGCUUUGCUUGGCGGAGGAGGAGUGCGUAGAGGCCCUCGCCCGCCUCAUGGGCUGGGACGUAGGACUGGCCGACGGGCUCACCAUGCCUGGCGGGUCAGCAAGUAACAUCCUGGCUGUGCAGACUGCGCUCGGGAAUGCGUUUCCCUCUUUCAAGCAGGGAGGCGUGCUAGGGGUGGUCGAGGAUCUGGCGGGCAAGGGAAGACGCGGCAAGGCCUGUCGCCCGCUGUUGGUCACGUCGGCGCAGAGCCAUUAUUCGAUGGAGAAGGCGGCGCUUGCGUGUGGGCUUGGCUUGGAGAGUGUCGUCAAGGUCAGGUGCGAUGCGACGGGACGCAUGGAUGUGGUUGAGCUGCAAAGGGUGCUGCAAGAAGCGUAUGAGAAUACGGAGGGGAGCCCCGAUCGUACAGCGGGCUGGCCAUUCUUCAUCGGCGCAACGGCGGGCACGACCGUACUCGGUGCAUUCGACGAUCUCGCAGGCAUCGCUUCGGUCGUCCGCAGCUUGCAAACACACCACGCUGGCGCCCAGCCCUGGCUGCACGUGGACGGCUCGUGGGGUGGUCCGGUCCUCUUCUCCUCACACUCCCGCCGCCUCAUGGCCGGCGUAGAGCACGCAGAUUCCGUAACAAUCAACCCGCACAAGGCUCUCAAUGUCACACAGCAAUGCUCUUUCGCCCUUUUUCGUCACGGCACUACCCUUGCGGCAAAUGUGACCGGGGCCAAGUACCUCUUCCAUGGGACCGGCACUGGGAUGGAGAGGGAGGCUCUGCGCCGUAAUCCGGGAUCGAAGACGAUGGGAUGUGGGAGACGAGCUGAUGCUUUCAAGUUCUACGUCGCUUGGCUUCACACGGGCGCGAGUGGAUUUGGUGGGCAUAUCGACCAGGGAGUGGCAAUGGCGCGACGGGUGGCGGAUCUGUUGGAGACGGGCAAGUACAAGGAGACGCUGCAGCUCGCUGAAGCCAUGCCGAGCAGAGAAGAUCUCUUCUUCAAUGUGUGCUUUAGGCCGCGCAUGGGAGAAGACGUGAGGACAGCCAUCACCAGAAGCGCGGCAGCGCAGACAGGAGGAGGCGAAUCGGCAAAUGGCAGUACCGCCGACCUGAUUGAAACAGCCUGCUCACGCCUGGCGUCACGCGCUACGGUCCAUGUUCAUGCAGCCAUCUCACGAUCGGGCCGCUUCUCCAUCGAUCGAGCACCCCUUUCACCGCCGCAUGGCCGAGGCUAUUACACGCGCCUCAUCUCGCAUCCCGACACGCCAUUCGAGGUGUUUGAGACCAUCGUGGGUGAGAUCGCAAGGGUGGGCCAGGCCUUCUUCAAGGAGGAAGUGGUGAGCGUGCUCGAGUCAGGAAGGAGUUUGAGGGACCUUUUGAGGGAGGAGGACGAUUGAGUUAGAAGAGGUCGACUGCGCCGCAGUGCUGACAUGGCACGCGCAUAGAUGGCACGCAACUACCAUAGAAGAAGAUGGAUGUACUUUAAUCAUACGGGCUCGCGAAGCUCCAUCAGCAUUGAUACACAUGCGCAACUCGAGCAUCACCCAACUCUGCCCAUUCUCGAG
Jaminaea rosea is the source of this 2025-nucleotide messenger RNA. Its product is annotated as PLP-dependent transferase. Gene Ontology annotation, molecular function: pyridoxal phosphate binding; carboxy-lyase activity. Gene Ontology annotation, biological process: carboxylic acid metabolic process. Gene Ontology annotation, cellular component: cytoplasm. The transcript has a single exon. NCBI's taxonomy places the organism in Eukaryota, Fungi, Basidiomycota, Exobasidiomycetes, Microstromatales. Bases 67 to 1857 code for a protein of 596 amino acids. The record is from RefSeq and is a predicted model, not a curated record.